Molecule: messenger RNA, 1708 nt
Organism: Lecanosticta acicola
Lineage: Eukaryota; Fungi; Ascomycota; Dothideomycetes; Mycosphaerellales; Mycosphaerellaceae
Source: the annotation of a GenBank genome assembly
AUGCACUCCUCGGACUCCGGGAAGCUGAGGAUACACGCAUUGCUGAAUCCAACAACCGACGGCAACCAUUACGACGACGCACACUCAAGCCACUCACCCUUCGGGCCAGCAACUAUGAGGAACGGCUCGCCACUGCCAUCUAGCCCUACACCACAAGCAACACCCAAUCCAACAACACUCAAGCGACAAAAGCUUGUGAAGGACGGAGCCGUCUUUGAGCGUGGCCCACUGAAAGCACCCAACAACUUCCCACCGUACGAAUGCGGCGAGCCUAGCGCCGUCCUCACAUCGGAGCAACAACUCGAACUCGCCGAAAAGCACAAGCUCUUCCAGAUCUUCCCAACCGGUGUUCGAUCGGCCGACGAUGGAUUGAUCAGCGAGUUCCCGCGUCGCAUUCCAUACUCUAGCGACAAGAAAGACUUUCUGGAAAAGACCGGGAAAGACGCAGUCGAUGGUAUGUGCCAAUUGCUCACCACACUUCGCACCAAUCCUGCGCUAACCCGAAUGUAACAGUAUUCCAAUACACAUUCAAAGUCCCUGGUAAGAGUGGAAAGGAAUGGGUGGUGAUGUGGGACUACAACAUUGGCCUCGUGCGCGUUACACCUUUCUUCAAGGCCUGCGAGUAUGGCAAGGUGAGUGAUCGCCCUGUGUUUACCACUACAGCCCCGCUGAUGACUUUCAGACAAUACCCGCCAAAUCCCUGAACGUGAACGGCAACUUGAAGGAGAUCACCUUCUCCCUUACCGGCGGCGCCCUUGCAGCACAGGGCUACUGGAUACCUUUCCAAUGCGCUCGCGCCAUUUGCCAAACAUUCUGCUACAAUAUUCGCUGGGCGCUAACGCCAGUUUUUGGCCCAUCGUUCAUCAAGGAUUGCAUUCCUCCUGGCCACCGAGACUUCGCCCGCUUCAAAAUCGACCCAGAGCUGAUGCGUUGUGCGCACUUGGAAGCAGCAACAUGGAAGACAGGAGGCCGGCAUGAUACGCCAAUGGCUUCGUACGGAUACCAAGGAAUACCACGCAGUGCACCGGAGGACAGCACAGCGGACAAGCAUUUCCUGUCGCAGGCGAGCAAGCCCACGUUCAAGGCAGGCUCGCCGUUCGACGAGCGUAACUAUACACACUCGCCGCCGACCAUCGAGUCGCCAGCACUCUCUCCAAAGAGUAUUCGAGGUGUGCCUCAACCUUCUCAAUGGACGAGCAUCAACAGCUCUCCCACAGCAAGUGCUCGUCUUCCAGCGCCUAUGCCCCCGGCCUCUCUGAAUCGUUUACUGCUCGAUGAGCCUCGUUACUCACCCAUCACCACCUGGCGGGCCACAGACAUUGCCGCUCGCAACGAGACAUCGUCACCUAUGCCAACCUGGUCGCCGGAAGGUGCGCAUACCCGCACUCGAGCCCGCAAGCGUCGUAGCACCUCCGUCAUACCAUCCUAUGCCGAACCGGCUUCCUCGCCUUCCUCGAAAGAUGACAACGAAGACCCCAACAUCGGGUCCGCACCACUGACAUCCAAAAAGAGGAAGAUGUCGCCACGAGCGAGGGACAAUGCGGAGGGAGCGAAGCAGUGGAAAGGUCCGACCGAAUUCAGCGCCGAGGAUGCUAACGCCGCCCGCUUGCUUCUGAGCCUCCAUACUAAGGACGCUGAGCUUGCCUCGACUGGCCCGAACGUGGUUCGUGAUGAGAUGAGACGACGGGACAAGCGUUCGAAGCAGUAG